Molecule: messenger RNA, 1584 nt
Organism: Trypanosoma grayi
Lineage: Eukaryota; Euglenozoa; Kinetoplastea; Trypanosomatida; Trypanosomatidae
Exons: 1
Coding region: 1-1584 (527 amino acids)
Source: RefSeq, a predicted model, not a curated record
AUGUUGUCGCUGACACUGCCGGCCGUCGGGCUGGAGAUUGGCGCACACCUCACGCCACGCAUCAUUGCCCCGCUGCGUGGCGCCCUCUUGCGGUUUUUGCUGUGCUUUGUGCCAACUGUCUUUGUCGGCAUGACGCUGCUGGGGCGUGCGCUGUACGCCCUGCUGUGGUGGCCGAGCACCAACGGCGGCGGCGGCAGCUAUAUUAUCAUGCAUAAGAACAUGGCGGACGGGGGUCAGGGUGCCCUGGGCGGCCGCGGCGCAGCAGAAGCAGCAGUUCAUAUGCCGCUCUGGGGUUACGCGGCACUCUUCGCGAGCAUCGCCGUUGAGCGUUCAUCCGUUGCAUGUCUCGCGACGAUUCGAAGCACGCGGUCGGCAGGCGUCUACACUGUCUUCGUCCUGUCCAUCGCCGCCGUGCAGGACGUGGCGGCGCUGCUGCUCUUUGUGCUCUGCAGCGCGAUGCUGAAGUCUGGCGGUAACAUUCGUGAGGGCCUGCUGGAGCUUGCGGGCACACUCAUCGCAACGUGUGCGGCGGCUGCCUCGGCGACGGCGGUCGUGUUUCUCAUGGCGCGCUCUCCGUACUUCCGCGACGCCAAUGCAGCAGCAAUGGAAGCCAGGAAUGACGCAAUACAUUCGACCAAGGACGGCGGCGCAAACCCAAAUGCUGUUGGCCCCUGUGUUGCGUCCACUGUUAUGGGCAGCGGCAGCAGGUUUGGUCGCACUUCAAUGACGGCUCUGCUGCUGCUCGUGCCUUGUGGGGUACUCGCACUGUGGAGUUGGCUGACGCCAAGCGAAUUACUCCUCGCCGCGGUCUUGGCUGGAUCGGCGAUUCACGCACGGGAUCCCUUUGCCCCGCUGGAGGCUGCCUCGCUUGAGUUUAGCACCUGGUACAACGUUGUCCUCUUUGCCUUUAUGGGACUGCGUGUGACACUCACGGCGGCGGUGGCUAGUAACAGUAAGAUGAAUGGUCCCCCGUCACUGCCGACUGCCUCACUGGCGUGGAUGAUAUUGGCAGCCAUUGUGCUCUUUGUUGGUCGCUUGCUGCUGCUUCUGGCAGGCGCAUACUGUGGCCUCUCUGCGGCUGGUGAGCUGAGCACAUACAAGAGCAUUGGCAGCAGCUACAGCAGCAAGCGUGGAUCGCAUGAUUCCACUGUGGCGUCGGUGUCCGUCGCCGCAGACGGCGGCGUUGUGUCCCCUGUGCUUCAUGCCGCCGUAGCUGUUGCUGCUGCGGCUGUGGCUGGUGGUGGCGCUGCUGCUGUUACAACUGGCGACACGCACGCUGUCUCGCACAGCAAGGCGCGGCUGCUUCUUGGCUUUUGCUUUGUCACGCAACUUGCCGUUGCAUUGGCGUUGGUGCAGCGGGUGGUGGCGACGUUUGGCCCCCGAGAGGCGUCCCCGUCGUCGACUCGAGCAACAACGGCAGCGGCAGAAGCACCAGUGGCCGCGACUGCGUUUGCCGCUGCAGAGGCAGUGGUGCCAAUGGCGCAGGCGUUCGGUGGAAGUGUGCUUUUGUCGCUCUUGUUGGGCCCGGUGCUCUGCGGUUGGGUGCUGCGCAGAAUUGGUGAGGCGGGCCGUGCGAGUGAGUGA